Torulaspora globosa is the source of this 486-nucleotide messenger RNA. RefSeq names its product respiratory supercomplex assembly factor RCF1 (gene RCF1). Gene Ontology annotation, biological process: mitochondrial respirasome assembly. The transcript has a single exon. NCBI's taxonomy places the organism in Eukaryota, Fungi, Ascomycota, Saccharomycetes, Saccharomycetales, Saccharomycetaceae. Bases 1 to 486 code for a protein of 161 amino acids. The record is from RefSeq and is a predicted model, not a curated record. Gene Ontology annotation, cellular component: mitochondrion.
AUGUCGCGUAUGCCCUCAAGUUUCGAUGUGAGGGAGCAAGAACUGGACGAAAUGCCGUUCUUGGAUAAGAUCGUCUUCCACUGCAAGCAACAGCCAUUGGUUCCGUUAGGAGCUUUGCUCACCACUGGAGCUGUGAUAUUGGCUGCCAAGAACGUUAGAAGUGGUAACAAGGUGAAGGCUCAGGUGUACUUCAGAUGGCGUGUUGGCCUGCAAGCGGCGACUUUGGUCGCUUUGGUAGCAGGAUCUUACAUCUACGGCACGAGCGUGAAGGAGCAGAAGGCCAAAGAGGAGCAGAUGAGGGAGAAGGCCAAGAUCAGGGAGCAGCUGUGGAUUCAGGAGCUUGAGAGAAGAGACCAGGAGACCAAAUACAGGAAGAAAAGGGCUGAGUUGGCUCGAUUGAGGACCCAGAAGGAUGAGGAAGCCAUUGAGAGAUUGCAGAAGGAGUUGAAGGACCUGGAGUUCCAAAUUAGAGGUAAAACCGACUAA